Messenger RNA from Penicillium waksmanii, 1023 nucleotides. RefSeq lists its product as uncharacterized. The record is from RefSeq and is a predicted model, not a curated record. Lineage: Eukaryota; Fungi; Ascomycota; Eurotiomycetes; Eurotiales; Aspergillaceae. The transcript has 3 exons. Bases 1 to 1023 code for a protein of 340 amino acids.
AUGAGACGAGUUUUGUCCACACUGGCUUGUUGCCUCCUUCACCCUCUAAUCGCAUCCGCGGAAGGGGACGCGAUAUACAAUGCUUCUCUCCCAUUUCGACCGAGCAAUAUCACAGGACUAAGUGACAUCUAUCUUUGGGUUGGAACGUAUUACAAUUCCACGACGAAGAUAGAGUUUACGCCCGAGAUCGGAUCGACAACCAACAAAUCUGUAUGCAAAAGUCACCAGGGCCAAACAUUUACUGCGGAAUAUGAGUCUUUACUCGCUAUCACUGAGAGAGGCUCUUAUAAUCUGGGAUCAAACUCGGUUAAUACCCUCUUGGCCCUCUGGAACUCGGAUGCAAACCUUACCUUGCUCUCCUCGGGGUCACCAUGGGCCUCCUCAUCCCUAGAAUGGUAUAUCGAGUCAGCCCCUUGGGUGUAUCACGCGAACAAUGGCUCAACUAACAGCGAUGCGGGUACUACUUCUUUCGUUAAAGAUAUCUUUAAUUUGACCCUAUCACCAGACACUAAAGGACCUCCCUACAAAUUAACAGGGACCAUUAAGGAUGCAGACCUGAUGCUGGGUAGUUUUGAUAUGGACCUUAAGUCCUGCAAUACUUCUACUGAGACAAGCCAGAAUCGUAUGACACUUGUUGAUCGUGAUUGGUCUAAUAAUGCUGGUUGGACCUGGACAUAUCCCACUGUUGACUUUCAAUUUGGUAGCCGAACGGCCAACUUCACUUUGGAUGGAUAUGCCGCUGGGUUUCCAUACUUGAUCAAUAGAUCCGAUCCCUCGAAGUCACUAGGUGCGGAUGAGGUACAGGGGAAGAUCAAGGUAUCCUUCUUCGGGGUCAUCGACUCUUAUCACUCCGAUACUUUGGUCAAUAGCAGCUCAACACCCACUUGGCUUCGAACCGUUGGCUUUGGGAACAACUCUGCAAAUAUAGGCUAUAACAAUAGCUCUCUUGGCUCACCCCGUCCAUUGCACAGGGGAGCUGUUGCAGUUUGCUCUGUUAUUUCCUUGGCUUUACUGUAUUUCUAA